Lontra canadensis (Northern American river otter) is the source of this 1147-nucleotide messenger RNA. It is a transcript of the gene PGGT1B, whose product is annotated as protein geranylgeranyltransferase type I subunit beta. The record is from RefSeq and is a predicted model, not a curated record. Gene Ontology annotation, biological process: protein geranylgeranylation. Gene Ontology annotation, cellular component: CAAX-protein geranylgeranyltransferase complex. Bases 14 to 1147 code for a protein of 377 amino acids. Gene Ontology annotation, molecular function: CAAX-protein geranylgeranyltransferase activity. The transcript is spliced from 9 exons. NCBI's taxonomy places the organism in Eukaryota, Metazoa, Chordata, Mammalia, Carnivora, Mustelidae.
CUUCCGCAGCAGCAUGGCGGCCACGGAGGAAGAGCGGCCGGCGGGGAGCGGUGAGGGAGAGCGGCUGGAUUUCCUGCGAGACCGGCACGUGCGAUUCUUCCAGCGCUGCCUCCAGGUCUUGCCCGAGCGUUAUUCUUCGCUCGAGACCAGCAGGCUGACAAUUGCAUUUUUUGCGCUCUCCGGGCUGGAUAUGUUGGAUUCCUUAGAUCUGGUGAACAAAGAUGAUAUAAUAGAGUGGAUUUACUCCCUGCAGGUCCUUCCCACAGAAGACAGAUCAAAUCUAAAUCGCUGUGGUUUCCGAGGCUCUUCAUACCUGGGUAUUCCAUUUAAUCCGUCAAAGAAUCCUGGAACAGCUCAUCCUUACGAUAGUGGCCACAUAGCAAUGACCUACACGGGCCUUUCAUGCUUAGUUAUUCUUGGAGACGACUUAAGCCGAGUAAAUAAGGAAGCUUGUUUAGCAGGCUUGAGAGCCCUUCAGCUAGAAGAUGGCAGCUUCUGUGCAGUCCCUGAAGGCAGUGAAAAUGAUAUGCGAUUUGUAUACUGUGCCUCCUGUGUUUGCUAUAUGCUGAACAAUUGGUCUGGCAUGGAUAUGAAAAAAGCCAUCAAUUACAUCAGAAGAAGUAUGUCCUAUGACAAUGGGCUGGCACAGGGAGCUGGACUUGAAUCUCAUGGAGGAUCGACUUUCUGUGGCAUCGCAUCACUGUGUCUGAUGGGUAAACUAGAAGAAGUUUUCUCAGAAAAAGAAUUGAACCGGAUAAAGAGAUGGUGUAUAAUGAGGCAACAGAAUGGUUAUCAUGGAAGACCUAAUAAGCCCGUAGACACCUGUUACUCUUUUUGGGUGGGAGCAACUCUAAAGCUUCUGAAAAUUUUUCAGUACACCAACUUUGAGAAAAAUAGAAAUUACAUCUUAUCAACUCAAGAUCGCCUGGUAGGUGGAUUUGCCAAGUGGCCAGAUAGUCAUCCAGAUGCUUUGCAUGCAUACUUUGGGAUCUGUGGCCUGUCACUAAUGGAGGAAAGUGGAAUUUGUAAAGUUCAUCCUGCCCUGAAUGUAAGCACACGGACUUCUGAACGCCUUCGAGAUCUCCAUCAGAGCUGGAAAACCAAGGACUCUAAACAGUCCCCAGAGAAUGUGCACAUCUCCACAUGA